CUGUUUAAAGGAUUUCAUUAUUCGAACUUCUUAUACCGGAUCUAUUACGCCGCCUAGAUGGUGCUAUUGCGGAACAGAGUCUUCAAUUUCCCCGUCUCCCUAUCUUUGGGGACUUUCAUCAAACACAUUGAGCGCGCUUCAAAUCUCAAACCAACGAUCACAACCAGAAGAUUUGCAUCGACAAAAUCCUCAAUCGUCAAUGCCUCCCACUUCGACACCCUAAAUCCUCUACAGAAACAACAAGUCCAGCUCUAUAUCGAUUCUCUUCUCGAUUGGAACCAGAAGAUGAAUCUUACUGCGGUUAAAGAGGCAAGUGAUGUUAUGGAUAGACACAUUGAGGAUUCUCUUUCCAUUAUACCCCCAAUUCAGAGCUCAUAUAUUUCGCAUUGUGAAUCUUCAUUUGAAAACCUCAAUCUUGUAGACGUGGGAAGUGGCGCGGGACUUCCUGGAUUGAUAUUAGCCAUUGCUUGCCCUGGUUGGGAAGUGACACUUCUGGAGUCAUUAAACAAGCGCUGCAUUUUCCUAGAGCAUGCAGUUGGCUUGAUUGGUUUAUCUAAUGUGAAGAUUAUUAGAGGAAGAGCAGAGGAUGUGGGACAAAAUCAAGAAUUUAGAGAGGUGUUUGAUGUUGCUGUGGCAAGAGCUGUUGCAGAAAUGAGGAUAUUAGCUGAAUACUGUCUUCCCCUUGUUCGUGUUGGUGGCUUGUUUGUUGCUGCAAAAGGUCAUGCUCCUCAGGAAGAAGUUGAAAGAGGCAAGAGGGCAAUUUCUUUGAUGGGCGCUUCCUUGUUAGAAACAUGCAAUGUGAAUUCACACAGCCCAUAUGGACAAAGAACUGCAAUCAUAUGUUUAAAACAUCAGCCCACCCCCAACAAGUAUCCAAGAGAACCCGGUACACCAGCAAAGUCACCACUCUAACUCUAGUCUCUAGUCUCUAGAUAUGUAAUGUAUCUCCUCUUUUUACUUUUUUCAUUUCUAUUUUGUAACAUCUACAAUAAUUCAUUCUAUUAC
Molecule: messenger RNA, 1005 nt
Organism: Lactuca virosa
Lineage: Eukaryota; Viridiplantae; Streptophyta; Magnoliopsida; Asterales; Asteraceae
Source: the annotation of a GenBank genome assembly